AUGUCGAAACACGAUUCAAUCCACGAUGAGAUCCCAACCAAACACACUGAGGACGCCGUUCAACGCAUACCGCUCACGGAAGAGGAGAGCAAGAGUAUCUGUCGAAAAACAGACCGGACUAUUCUGUUGGUGUUGAUCUGGGUCUACUUCCUGCAAAUUCUAGACAAGUCGGUCUUAGGAUACGGCGCGACCUUUGGUCUCCAGACCGAUACUGGACUAACUGGAAAUGAAUAUUCGCUAGUUGGUUCGAUUGGGCCAAUAGCGCAGCUAGCCUGGCAGCCCUUCUCAUCCUUCUUGAUUGUCAAGAUUCCACACAAGGUCCUGAUGCCGACGCUGUGCUUGGGGUGGGGAAUCGCGCAGGCAUGUAUGGCCGCAUGCUAUAAUUUUCAGUCGCUUAUGGCUGCUCGGUUUUUUCUUGGCUUAUUUGAAGCCGGGUGUUUACCCCUGUUCGGUGUGAUCACGAGUCAAUGGUACCUGCGUUCUGAACAGCCUUUACGGAUUGCAGCCUGGUACAGUACCAACGGGCUUGCCACAAUCGUGGCCGCCGCAUUAUCAUACGGACUGGCACAAAUUAAGACAAACGUGCUUUUACCGUGGCAAAUAAUUUUCCUCUUCGUUGGCCUCCUGACGAUCAUUUCAGCGCCAGUGGUGUAUUGGAGAUUGGACAACGACGUUUCAACGGCACGGUUUUUGACGGAGUUAGAACGGGCGCAGGGUAUGGAGCGUCUGCGGGCCAACCAGACUGGAACAGGGAGCACGGAGUUCAAGUUUAGCCACGUUCUGGAAGCGGCAUUGGAGCCCAAGACCUAUCUGUGGGUGGGAAUGGCCAUGUUGCUCAACAUCGGUGCCAGCGUUACAAACAUCUUUGGCCCUUUGAUCCUCGGUGGCCUAGGAUACGACAAAUACACUACCACGCUCCUGACAAUGCCCUUUGGCGCUCUUCAAAUGAUUGUCAUCCUAUUAGCCAGCUAUAUGGCGCAGACGGCCCGAUUAAAGGGAGCCGUCUUGGUUAUCUUCAUGAUCCCGGUAGUUGCCGGUCUGGGUAUCCUUUAUGCCGUUGCCCGAACAACAUCAGCGCAAGGUGCUUUGCUGGCUGGCUAUUACCUCCUUGCCUUCUUGUUUGGAGGUAACCCCUUGGUUGUGACAUGGAUCAUUGGUAACACAGCGGGAACCACAAAGAAGUCUGUUUCCAUGAGUCUGUACAACGCUGCCUCUUCUGCGGGUAAUAUUGUGGGACCCUUACUCUUUACUUCCAAGGAUGCUCCGACAUAUCACCCUGGACUACGGGCCUGCCUGGGUAUCUUUAGCGCGAUGGCAAUAACCGUGCUCAUUCAAUGGGCAAACCUGUGGUUGCUCAAUAAACAGCAGUCCCGCCGUCGGGUUCGCAAUGGGAAGAGUGCCAACAUAAUCGAUCAUUCUAUGCAGAGGCGUUUUGAAGGCAUCGGGGAGGAACGCGAAGCGGGACCAAUGGGCCAGGGCCUGGCUCAUGCUGGAUCAAAUAUCAUCGAAGACCUUACAGAUGGACAGAAUGAUGAGUUUGUUUAUAUCUACUAG
Molecule: messenger RNA, 1554 nt
Organism: Penicillium cosmopolitanum
Lineage: Eukaryota; Fungi; Ascomycota; Eurotiomycetes; Eurotiales; Aspergillaceae
Exons: 2
Coding region: 1-1554 (517 amino acids)
Biological process (GO): transmembrane transport
Cellular component (GO): membrane
Molecular function (GO): transmembrane transporter activity
Source: RefSeq, a predicted model, not a curated record